This is a messenger RNA of Panicum hallii, 620 nucleotides long. Its product is annotated as KH domain-containing protein At1g09660/At1g09670-like. The transcript has 5 exons. Gene Ontology annotation, cellular component: nucleus. Bases 1 to 573 code for a protein of 190 amino acids. The record is from RefSeq and is a predicted model, not a curated record. Gene Ontology annotation, molecular function: mRNA binding. Gene Ontology annotation, biological process: regulation of mRNA splicing, via spliceosome. Lineage: Eukaryota; Viridiplantae; Streptophyta; Magnoliopsida; Poales; Poaceae.
AUGGCGCGCCUUCUGGGGAGGCCACCAGCCUUCGGUGACUCCUCCGAGCCAGAUGGAUUAGGGAGGACGGAUCCAUGGAGGCAUAGAUAUCUAGCUGAGUUGCUUGCAGAGAGGCAAAAAUUGGCCCCAUUUGUGCAAGUUCUUCCUUUCUGUACUAGGCCCUUAAACCAAGAGAUUUUGCGGGCAUCUACUAUGGCGCCUAACCAUAAUUUUGUUGAUCUUGACAGAAUCGAACAUGGUAACCCAUUAAGGUUACCUGGCCACCCUGUGAAUGGCCAGCCAAUGGAUCUGGAGGGCUGGACAGUGAUGCAAACAGAGCAAAUGGGAGUUCUACAAGCAUCAUCAAUGGGCUGGAAUGGUGCUCCUGCACUUGUGGGCACUCCUGUUGUCAAGAAAGUUGUGAGACUGGAUGUUCCAGUGGACAACUAUCCUAAUUACAACUUUGUUGGUCGCUUGUUGGGCCCCCAAGGUAACUCCCAGAAAAGAGUUGAAGCUUCAACACAAUGUAGAGUUUAUAUUCGAGGACGUGGUUCAGUGAAGGGUUCUGUUAAGGUAACUUCAUGUCUGUUCUAACUUCUUUUUUAUAUUUCUCUAUCUUAAUAUAUCGCUGCUAUUAAUUA